GCUCCCAGCUCAGCAGUACCUCGCUGACCACACUCACGCCAAGUACAACAACAACACUACCACCACCACUACUCACUCCCUCCACUCCCUCCACGCGGGAGACGCAGGAAGAUAGAAAGCCCAGGAUCCCUUCACGGAAAUUCUUGAAGCGUAAUCUUCCUCCCUUCGAAAAAUAGAUAAAAUAAAGAAUAAAAAGCCUCUUGAACGUCUGCCAUUUGUCAAGUGAAAAGAAAAAGAAAAGAAAAGCUAUAAAAAGGAUUCAGACCACUAUGGAUUCUGAAGAAAAUCCGUGUAUGGAGUGAUAAACGAUACAGAAAAUGGAGAAAAGGAUCCAAUAAAUCAAGGUUCAUCAUGGCACAGUGGCAGGUGUGGCAGUAAUAUACAGGUACGAACAGGAAACGAAUAGAAACACCUGAGACCUCAGUAGACAACACACACCUAACCACUGUACUCCUUCCUGCUCCUUCCUAUUCAGUCUAACAAUCGAAUUUGUAAGAUGAGGAGCUUGGUGUUGGUGAUUCUGUGUGGCGUGGCUGCUCUCUCCUUCUUCUGUAAGCCUGGUGAUGCCCUCUCUUCUGAGGCACCAAACAUAACAGAGGAAGCAGAGACAUCUUACCCGCCAAACAAAUCUUUCACGAACGAUACGUGGAAUGAAAACACCACAGUCACCCUUAGUGUCAUCUUCGACCAGUUGCCUGAGUCAACUGACGAGGAUCUGUACAAAGACACCAAUCCGGAGAACGAGGAUGUGUACAGAGACACCAAUCUGGAGUACGAGGAUCUGUACAGAGACACCAAUCUGGAGAACGAGGAUCUGUACAAAGACACCAAUCUGGAGUACGAGGAUCUGUACCAAGACAAGGAAGUGAUUUACCCCCUGGAUGAAGCGGAAGACAGAAGGCACGGUAAUGUUGAUGGUGGGGAGCAGAGAACAAGUGAAGGUUAUGUAAUGACAGCACAGCAUCCCAGUAGUACAUCAAACAAUGCUGACAACAAGGCGGACAAGAUAGUUAAGAGGCAAAAGACAAAUAAUGUCAAUAGCCCAAAACCAUUGAGGAAUAAAAAGGGAGGGGAAGUUAAGGUCAAAAAGAACAAAAAGAAGAUCAGUAAUAAGAAAAAUAUGAGGGAGAAGCAAAAGGGAGGGAAAAAUAAGAUGAAAAAGAACAAAAAGAAGAUGAAUAAGAAGAAAGUUGUGAGGGAGAAGCAAAAGGGAGGGAAAAAUAAGAUAAAAAACAACAAAAAGAAGAUCAGUAAUAAGAAGAAGGUUGUGAGGAAGAAGCAAAAGGGAGGGGAAAAUAAAGUGAAAAAUAACAAAAAGAAGAUGAAUAAGAAGAAGGUUGUGAGGGAGAAGCAAAAGAGAGGGGAAAAUAAGAUCAAAAAGAACAAAAAGAAGAAGAGAAUCAGUAAUACGAAGGGUGUGAGUGAGCAACAAAAAUUAGAUAUUGCAGAUAAAACAGAGAAAGGCGCCGAAGUUGUCGAAAGCGCAGAUGCUCGAAGAAAUAGAAAAAGGUGUCGCCCCAAGAGAUCCUGCAAAAGGGAGUCGGGUGUGUGCAAGAAGAAGUGCCACAGGAAGAAGGAGGUUAAGUCCAAAAAGGGGAUGUGUAAAGGGCGGCGAUGUUCAUGCUGUGUUAAAAAGCCCAAGACUUGCAAGCAGAAAGGUGAGUGCGUGGGCAAGGGCACCUGCAGGAAGACUUGUCUGCAAAAUGAGAUUCAUGCAGGCUAUCUAUCGUGCGUCGGCAAGAAAUGCUCCUGCUGCCUGGUUAACCAAGGACCGUGUGGCCCCGAGUCCCAGCAUGGCGUGUGCCGGGAUGCAGGAGGCACCUGUAAGCCCAAGUGUGACGGGGAGAGGGUCGUAGCUGGCUUGUGUCCUGGACCACACUGCUCCUGCUGCAUCCCGAAUAUUCCCUGCGCCAACACGAACACCUGCAGCAUCAGCGGAGGCAAGUGCAAGCCAGUGUGCCUCGACACGGAGGUGAGACUGCCAGGCAACUGUGGCCAAGGAAGGUGUUUCUGCUGCGGUCCACCUCCCACCGAGUGUACCCAGUCCCCGAUCUGCCCCGGCACCUGCUCCCAGACGUGCAAGGGAGUGAUCAGCCUUGAAGACCACUGUCUCGGCUCCUCCUGCUUAUGCUGUCUAGGUCAGUCCCGCUCACCGCCCCUCACUCAGGAUAGAUUUCUCUUUCAAAUAAUUCGCUCCUCUCUCUCUGUACUCUUUUAUGGUGAUUCUGAAUGA
This is a messenger RNA of Portunus trituberculatus (swimming crab), 2233 nucleotides long. RefSeq lists its product as uncharacterized. The coding region runs from base 497 to 2233 and encodes 578 amino acids. The record is from RefSeq and is a predicted model, not a curated record. The transcript has 5 exons. NCBI's taxonomy places the organism in Eukaryota, Metazoa, Arthropoda, Malacostraca, Decapoda, Portunidae.